Molecule: messenger RNA, 637 nt
Organism: Suillus paluster
Lineage: Eukaryota; Fungi; Basidiomycota; Agaricomycetes; Boletales; Suillaceae
Exons: 4
Coding region: 211-531 (106 amino acids)
Source: RefSeq, a predicted model, not a curated record
GUUUACCGUAAGAACGCUUGCUACUCAAUAUCAGUAUUCACUUCUCACUGGUGCAACCCUCGGAUAUCCACGGCCAAGUACAAUUCAGGUGCUUCGCACAUGUCACCUGAGCCAUAAAUGCCCGACAUUCAGGGACCCCCGUCUUGCUCCGUCUACUAUCGUUGUAAAAUCGAAGUCCUUUCUUGCUCUUAAUCUAACGUCAAAGCUUGUAUGUCUCAAGCAAUCAUGGCACUGCUCCUGAACUUCUUCUCGAGCAACCACUUGGCACAAUGCUGCCAAAACAAAGCGGCUAUUAUCUGUAUCCGCUCGUGGGAAUCACUACAGCGCGCAGAAAUGCCACAUAUCUUGGGAACAUACUACUACUCAAGAAAAUCAUUAUCGUACCUUUCGGUGAGAUCCGGUCCCGACAAGCAAACAAACAUGUCCUGCCAUUGUCCUAGUCCACUCUUGAGUCCAGAUUCAAAGGUAACUAGGCUAGGCUCGUCUGUUCACAAAAGAAACGCGACAGGUAUAUGGCAAGUAGUUCCGUGAUUGGCGGGGCCUAUACUCGGUCUCCAGAUCGCAAUGGUAUCUGGUGCUAACCAAGUUGGUCCUAUAUCCACUUGCAGAAACGCUGAAUUGAACCCAACCAAUUCAA